CUUAUCUUUUGACUGCAAUUCACACCUACCGUUGUUUCACUAAUCUCUCCACCUCUUUCGGUCCUCUUUCGAUUUCCUCCUCCUUUUUGACCCUUUAUGAAAUCUUCUCUCUUUUAUAAAUAGAGAUUCCUCCUUGUUAUUAUAUAACUCCAAUUAAGUCCAAACUCUCAUACAGAGAGUGUGUAUUGGAGAGAGAGAGAGAGAGAGAGAGAGAGAGAGAGAUGGGUAAGGAGAUGCAGAGCAACAUGAACAGCAUGUACAUGGAACAAGUCCCGGAGGCCAUUGAAGCAGGAAAAAUUAACAAGAACUUGGAUGAUGAUGGACGCCCCAUAAGAACUGGGACUCUGGUGACUGCAAGUGCACAUAUCAUAACAGCUGUGAUAGGAUCUGGAGUGCUAUCUCUAGCAUGGGCCAUAGCCCAACUGGGCUGGGUGGCCGGCCCGGCGGUUCUCAUGGCCUUCUCUUUCAUCACAUACUUCACUUCCACCCUCCUCGCCGACUGUUACCGGGCUCCCGACCCGAUCACCGGCCGGAGAAACUACACUUACAUGGAUGUUGUGAGAGCUCACUUAGGGGGUGUGAAGGUCCAGCUGUGUGGAAUAGCUCAAUAUGGAAAUCUCAUAGGGGUUACUAUUGGAUACACAAUAACUGCUUCUAUUAGCAUGGUGGCCGUGAAAAGGUCAAAUUGUUUCCACAAACACGGGCACGAUGUCAAGUGCUCGAUAUCAAACUACCCAUUCAUGAUAAUAUUUGCAACAAUCCAGAUAGUUUUGAGUCAGAUACCAAACUUCCACAAGCUCUCUUGGCUCUCCAUUCUUGCAGCAGUCAUGUCCUUUGCCUAUUCUUCUAUUGGUCUUGGACUCUCAAUGGCCAAAAUAGCAGGAGGUGGGCAUGCAAGGACAAGCCUCACGGGGGUGCAAGUAGGGGUAGACGUGUCCGCAUCUGAGAAAGUUUGGAAGACCUUCCAAGCCAUUGGAGACAUCGCUUUUGCCUACGCUUAUUCCACCGUCCUCGUCGAGAUUCAGGACACACUGAGAUCACACCCACCAGAGAGCAAAGUGAUGAAGAAGGCUUCGCUAAUGGGAGUUUCAACAACCACCAUGUUCUACAUGCUGUGUGGGUGUCUCGGCUAUGCAGCAUUUGGCAACAAUGCACCAGGAAAUUUCCUCACCGGGUUCGGUUUCUAUGAGCCAUUCUGGCUAAUCGACUUGGCCAAUAUUUGCAUCGCGGUUCACCUAGUUGGGGCCUAUCAAGUUUUCUGUCAGCCCAUAUUCGGGUUCGUUGAGGCCCGUUGCCAAGCCCGCUGGCCCGAAAGCAAAUUCAUAACAAGCGAGCAUUCCAUAAGCCUCCCGUUCUGUGUAUCCUACAACUUCAACUUCAACUUCUUCAGACUGGUGUGGAGGACGGCCUACGUAAUCGUGACGGCGGUUUUCGCGAUGAUAUUCCCUUUCUUCAACGACUUCCUGGGGUUGAUCGGGGCGGCAUCGUUUUACCCGUUGACGGUGUAUUUCCCCAUAGAAAUGCACAUUGCACAGACCAAAAUACCCAAGUUUUCCUUCACGUGGAUAUGGCUCAAGAUCUUGAGCUGGUCCUGUUUGGUUGUUUCACUUGUUGCUGCAGCUGGAUCCAUUCAGGGGUUGGCCCAAGACCUCAGGACAUACAAGCCCUUCAAAACUAUGAAUUAAAUUGAAAUAGUAUUUUGUAUCCUAAAAAUGUACUAAUAUUUUCCAAUAAAAAUGAAUUUACAGUGUUGUCUAGAUCAGUGGCGCUGUAUUUAAGUAUGAGAUUAUAAACCUUUUCCAUUUGAUCACAAUGAGAUUAUAAACCUUGGCUGUUCAUAUAGAACAAUUCGUUCGAGUA
Messenger RNA from Rhododendron vialii, 1860 nucleotides. Its product is annotated as amino acid permease 6-like. Lineage: Eukaryota; Viridiplantae; Streptophyta; Magnoliopsida; Ericales; Ericaceae. The record is from RefSeq and is a predicted model, not a curated record. Bases 222 to 1685 code for a protein of 487 amino acids. Gene Ontology annotation, cellular component: plasma membrane. The transcript has 7 exons.